UUCGUUUACAAGAGACCAGGAGAGAUGUAGCGGCAAGUAUGAUGUGGCAACCUUGAGCGGGUAUAUAAGGCAGGUGAAGCUAGGUGGCGUCUAGUGUGUGUACAGCAACAGUGGUGGUUGUUCUGUCAUCAAAUCUUCUUAUAUAUACUAUGAUGAGACUUUGGUGGUGUAUAUGUGUGUGUGUGGUCGUGACUGUGAGAGUGGAGGCCCAGAGUAACGGUGUCACCACCAAGAUCGGUCUCGUCUCCUCAGACUUGGGUCUUCCUCCUGUAGUAGGCAACCCACAAGCCUUCAGCGGGUGCUUGCCCAGGUCAGAAAUUGUGUUGUCCUGAUGGCAGCGUUCCUCCACGACCAGGCCAGAUAGGUAGGCCCAGGCCUGUCCGUCCCUUCCCAGCGCAGAUUAACACUGGUGCUUGCGGCAUCCAGAAUCCUCAACCAUUAAAUGGCCAGGGAGCUAACAUUGCUGAGGCUGACUUCGGAGAGUACCCGUGGAUGGCUGUGGUGUUAGACUUCGAUGAUAACUACAAGGGCGGUGGCGCUCUCAUCAGUGAGAACUGGGUGCUCACAGCUGCUCACAAGGUUGUUAAUGAGAGGAACCUGAAGGUGCGGUUGGGUGAUUACGAUGUAAGUAUCCCUCAGGAACACCCAUCACUCAGUCAUGUGGAUAUACCUGUCAGUAAUGUGAUCAUUCACCCACAAUUUAAGAGCGACACACUGCAGAAUGAUGUGGGUUUACUGCGGCUGAGGAACCCCGUCAACACCAGACAGUAUCCUCACAUCGGUACAGUCUGCCUCCCACAGCAGGACCAGAUCUUCGAUGGAGACAACCAAUGCUGGGUGACCGGGUACGGGAAAGACGCCUUUGAUAGCACUGGCCAGUUCCAACGCAUCCUGAAGGAGGUAGACGUUCCCAUGGUGGAUCCCAUCGUGUGCCAGCACCGCCUCAGGAACACUCGUCUCGGACAGGACUUCCUUCUGGACAGAAGGUCAUUUGUGUGUGCUGGAGGCAUUGCCGGGAAGGACGCCUGCACGGGUGACGGAGGUGCUCCACUGGUGUGUAGGCCUGAAGGUGGAGGCUGGACAGUAGUAGGUCUGGUAGCCUGGGGUAUCGGCUGUGCUAGUAGUGAGGUGCCAGGUGUCUAUGUCAGUGUUCCUGCCUUUGCUAACUUCAUCCGUCAACAUGUAAGGUAA
Molecule: messenger RNA, 1191 nt
Organism: Cherax quadricarinatus
Lineage: Eukaryota; Metazoa; Arthropoda; Malacostraca; Decapoda; Parastacidae
Source: RefSeq, a predicted model, not a curated record